This is a messenger RNA of Saccostrea cuccullata (small rock oyster), 398 nucleotides long. RefSeq lists its product as uncharacterized. Lineage: Eukaryota; Metazoa; Mollusca; Bivalvia; Ostreida; Ostreidae. The transcript has 3 exons. The record is from RefSeq and is a predicted model, not a curated record. Bases 9 to 398 code for a protein of 129 amino acids.
AGGGCAGAAUGGUUAAACCGGCUGGUGUAAGAGAGGCUCAGACGGGAAGUGUAACUGAUAGGAUACAACCUCAUCCACUUGUAGACGAUAAGGGAAACUGGCUAAAGGUUCGGUUAUAUGAUUGCAGGGGUCUUCACAUAAAGAAUGGAAUGCAUAAUGAUGACCUUGCCUUUCUCAUAGAUGGUCACAUAAAAUCGGGCUACAAGUUUGACGUAGAGCAUCCAAUUAAAGAGGGUGAUCCAUAUUAUCGGACAGAGGCCACACUAAGUGAUAAAAUGCAUUGUGUUGUAUAUGUUGCAAACAGUUCUAAUCCUAUGGGAGGUUUAGCUGAUGACGUUGCGAAGGAUCAAAUCAUGAAAAUUCAGAAAACCAUCACACCUUUAUGUAAGUUUAACUAG